Molecule: messenger RNA, 3292 nt
Organism: Phyllostomus hastatus (greater spear-nosed bat)
Lineage: Eukaryota; Metazoa; Chordata; Mammalia; Chiroptera; Phyllostomidae
Gene: PDGFB
Product: platelet derived growth factor subunit B
Exons: 7
Coding region: 1022-1726 (234 amino acids)
Biological process (GO): positive regulation of ERK1 and ERK2 cascade; positive regulation of MAP kinase activity; positive regulation of cell population proliferation
Cellular component (GO): membrane
Molecular function (GO): platelet-derived growth factor receptor binding; growth factor activity
Source: RefSeq, a predicted model, not a curated record
GGUGGCAACUUCUCCUCCUGCCACGGGGAGCAGCCCGCCUGCCUCCCCUCGAGCCUGCAGCCAACCCCCGCGGCCUCCCUGAGGGCUCUCCUUCGGCCGCCAGCGCCCGCCUUUCAUUCCCCAUAGAGAUAUCUUGCACACACGCACACAUACACACACGCGCAAAACGCGGGGGGAAAAGCCCACCCUCCAGCCUCGCUGCAAGGAGAAAGCCAGAGCAGCCGCAGCUCGCAGCCGGCAGAAGACUCCCCGAGGGGGAAGCAGGCGGGCGGACUGACCGACGGACUUGCGCCACGUCCACCUGUCUGCUGCGUCCGGUUCCAGAGAGCAGCGGGCGCGCAGCACGCGGAGCAGCCGUGCCCGCCGCCGCCGCCGGGACUCCGCUCCAGGGCGCACACGCUCCGGCCCCCCCCACCCCACCCGGCCCGGGCGGGAGUUUGCACCUCUCGCGGCUUGGGUAUUCGGGCCGCCGCUGCAAAGCCAACUUUGGAAAAAGUUUCUGGGGGGUGACUUUGGUUUUGAGGCGCCCAGCUCUGCGCUUUCUGACUUCAAGGGCCUUCCCAGAAAAUGUUGCAAAAAAGCUAAGCCGGCGGGCAGCGGAGAACGCCUUUAGCUGGCGAGAGAAGGCAACCAUCGACUGCCGCGUUCUUUUUCCUCUCGGAGGUUGGAGUCCCCUGGGCGCCCCCACACGGCUGGACACCUCGGCUGGCUCGCGACGCAGCCCCCGGCUGUGGAUGCUCGCUCGGGCUCGGGAUCCGCCCAGGUAGCGGCCUCGGACCCUUGCCCCGCGCCCAGGCUCUUCCCAGUCCCCCAGCGACGACGGAGUCGGGGCUAAGGGCGGGGGCGCCCGGGGGCCAUGCGGGUGAGCCGCUACAGCGGCUGCAGCGGCCAGAGCGCCUGAUCGCCGCAGACCCCGGCCGAGCCCACCUUCCUCCCCAGCCCCCGCCCUCCACCCUGGCCGAGGGGGCGGCGCGCUCGGUCCACGCGUCUGGGGCCCUGUGGGGCCGGGCCCGGAGUCGGCAUGAAUCGCUGCUGGGCGCUCUUCCUGUCUCUCUGCUGCUACCUGCGUCUGGUCAGCGCUGAGGGGGACCCCAUUCCCGAGGAGCUCUACGAGAUGCUGAGUGACCACUCCAUCCGCUCCUUCGAUGACCUCCAGCGCCUGCUGCACGGAGACUCCGUAGAGGAAGAUGGAGCCGAGCUGGACCUGAAUCUGACCCGGUCUCAUUCUGGAGGCGAGCCGGAGAGCUUAUCCCGAGGGAGAAGGAGCCUAGAUCCCCUGGCGGCGGCCGAGCCGGCCAGGAUCGCCGAGUGCAAGACCCGCACGGAGGUGUUCAAGAUCUCCCGGAACCUCAUCGACCGCAGCAACGCCAACUACCUGGUGUGGCCGCCCUGCGUCGAGGUGCAGCGCUGCUCCGGCUGCUGCAACAGCAACCGGGUGCAGUGCCGCCCCACCCAGGUGCAGCUGCGGCCCGUCCAGGUGAAGAAGAUCGAGAUCGUGAGAAAGAUCCCGAUCAAUAAGCUGGUCACGGUGACCCUGGAGGACCAUCUGGCGUGCAGGUGUGAGACGGUGGCUGCGGCGCAACCCGUGACCCGAAAGCCAGCCAGGAUGCCCCAGACUCGAGUGGCCAUCCGCACGGUGCGUGUCCGAGGGCCCCCCAAGGGGAAGCACAGGAAGUUCAAGCACACGCAAAACAAGAAGGCACUGAAGGAGACCCUCGGAGCCUAGGGGUGUCGGCAGGAGAGUGUGGGCAGGGUUAUUUAAUAUGGUAUUUGCUGUAUCGCCCCCAUGGGGUCCUUGGAGUGAUAAUAUUGUUCCCCUCGUCCGUCUGUCUCGAUGCCUGAUUCGGACGGCCAAUGGUGCUUCCCCCACCUUUCCACGCGUCCAUCACCCCUCUGCAAGCGGGUCUCCCCUCAGUGGCCUCCAGCGUCUUGCCCGGAAGCUUGAGAAGGAAAUGAAGAACCUGGACUCCAUCGAAGCCUUCCUCUCCCCACCGACCCCGAGAAUCUGGGAUAAGAGUGCAAGAGAGACUGAUGGGGGAAGGGGCUCCUUCCCCGGCGCCUGCCCAGGGCACCCCGAGCGCAGCGGACCGGCUCGAGGAACCCUGCCUGUGGCCCUGCAACGUCUCCGCAGCAGCGCCUGCUCGGCCCCUGGCCCCCAGCCGGGUCCCCUGGGAACGCCCGCAGCAGGCAGACCGGCCUGAGGGCCUCGGACUUCUGUGGCUGAGGCUGGGCCGGGCACAGACUGGAUGGAGCAAACCCCGCCCACAGCGCCCAGGCCCAGUCGCUUCUCCCUCCUCCCCUCCGCUCACAGUGGCUUUCUUUCAUUUUACACACACGGCAUCUUUGAAGAUGCGGACUCUUCUGGGCAGGCCUGGCCGGAGUGCCGGGCAGCCAGGUGCCCUCUCAGACGCGUUAGAGAUGAAGUUUGCGCUGCAGGUGGGUGCAGACGGUGACCUGGGCACCCACUGCCUUCUCCCGCCCACCCUCCCCCUGCUUCCUCCUGUGUUACCUCUCUACCUCCACCCCUCCUCCUUGCCCCUGUCCUGGCCCUUCAGUCUGCUCCACCAAGGGGAGCGCCCCUUAUCGAGGCUCCUGAUGAGCCCGGUGACUGCUCCCUGGGGCAGGAGACCAGGGGCCGGGGCCGCAGGGGACCGCCCGGUGUACCCCGGCCCAGCCCAGACUGCCCGAUCAGCUUGUGCAGGGCGCGCACUGUUCACACCAUCAGCACUGGCAGGUGGAGGUCGCCUGUCUGAGGAAAGGGAUCUUUCUCCUAUGUGACACAGAGGCUCUGCGACGAGGGCUGGCUGUGCCCCUGACCCAGCCCGUGGCUCGGAGGGUGGGACAGGCGCGAGCCCCGUGGUGGGGAGGGGGAGAUGACACGGCCCCCCUGGCCUCCACUUCCCCAGGUCCUCAGCUCCAGCAGUCUCUUUCCGGGCAGGCAUGACAACACCAAGAGAGGGUCUCCAAGCGGGGGGCAGCCCUCAUGCCCCCCCACACUCCCCCAUCUUAGAUCCUUUGGGGUUCUGCCUCUGGUGGCUCCUCCCAGGAGAGCGGCUCCGGCUGGGAGUAGGGGAGAAAGGGCAAAGGUCCCCGGGCCCCCUGGGGCGGGGGGCUCUGAGCUCCCACCACGUUCCUGCCCUCCACUGCACUUCCCCCCUCCCCCUCUCCAAAAUCUGCUUCCUUCAGUUUGUAAAGUCGGUGAUUAUAUUUUUGGGGGCUUUCCUUUUAUUUUUUAAAUGUAAAAUUUAUUUAUAUUCCAUAUUUAAAGUUGUAAAAAAAAAUAACCACAAAA